AUGGAGCCUCUGGACAUUGUGAUCACGAUCGUGGUGUUUUGUGUCGUCGCGUACUUGUUGCUUGAAAAACGCUUCCAGUAUUGGACCGAUCGCAAUGUGCCGCAAUCAAAGCCUGAGCUGAUUUUUGGCAAUGUUCGAGAAGUAAGCAGAACCAUUCAUCUGGCUGAUAAGUUUCGUGAGAUAUACGAUGAGCUGAAAGGCAAGCAUCCGUUUGGUGGAAUGUACCUGUUCUUUAAGCCUGUCGCUCUCGUGACCGACCUAGAGCUCUUGAAGUGUAUCUUUGUGAAAGAUUUCUCACACUUUCACGAUCGUGGAACGUACUACAACGAGAAGCAUGAUCCUUUGACGGCCCAUCUGUUCAACAUUGAGGGUCAAAAAUGGAAAAACCUUCGCAACAAACUCUCCCCCACGUUCACGUCCGGCAAGAUGAAGAUGAUGUUCCCGACGAUCGUUGCUGCCGGCAAGCAGUUUAAGGACUUUAUGGAGGAAACGGUACAUCAACAAGCGGAGGUGGAACUGAAGGAUCUACUGGCACGUUUCACGACCGAUGUGAUCGGGAUGUGCGCCUUUGGUAUCGAGUGUAACAGCAUGCGUGAUCCUGAUGCUGAGUUUCGCGUAAUGGGAAGAAAAAUUUUUGCUCGUCCACGGGGAAAAGUCAAGAGUUUGAUGAUGAACUCGCUUCCAAAACUUGCUAAAUUGGUUGGCCUGCGCACGCUUGAUCCAGAUGUGUCGGACUUUUUCAUGACCGUCGUGCGGGAUACGAUCAAGUACCGGGUGGAGAACAAUGUGCAGCGAAACGAUUUCAUGGACAUUCUCAUUCGGAUGCGCAGCGAUAAGGAAACCAAGUCGGAUGAUGGUACGCUCACGUUCAACGAGAUUGCCGCACAAGCGUUUGUGUUUUUCUUGGCCGGAUUUGAAACAUCUUCCACUCUGUUGACUUUCACAUUGUACGAGCUGGCUUUGAAUCAAGCGAUACAAGAUAAAGGUAGACAAUGCGUCCGGGAGGUGUUAGAGCGCCACAAUGGCGAGUUUUCGUAUGACGCUGUCAUGGAAAUGCACUACUUGGAUCAGAUUCUCAAAGAGAGCCUUCGAAAAUAUCCACCAGUGCCAGUUCAUUUUCGCGUAACGUCAACGGAGUACCAAGUGCCGGGCACAAAAACGAUCCUAGAGGCUGGAACAUCGGUAAUGAUUCCGGUUUAUGCGAUACAUCGCGAUCCCGAACAUUUUCCCGAUCCAGACCGUUUCGAUCCAGAUCGAUUCACCCCGGAAGAGGAAGCGAAGCGUCAUCAAUAUGCGUGGACACCGUUUGGCGAGGGUCCUAGGAUAUGCGUUGGCCUUCGUUUUGGUAUGAUGCAGGCUCGAAUUGGGCUAGCUUAUUUGUUAACAGGAUUCCGUUUUACUCGAGGCGCGAAAACGCCCGUUCCGAUGAAGCUCGAUAUUAAAAGCUUCAUCCUUUCUCCCGAAGGAGGAAUGUGGCUUAAAGUUGUGAAGCUAUAA
This is a messenger RNA of Anopheles nili, 1497 nucleotides long. RefSeq names its product probable cytochrome P450 6a23. Gene Ontology annotation, molecular function: oxidoreductase activity, acting on paired donors, with incorporation or reduction of molecular oxygen; iron ion binding; heme binding. The record is from RefSeq and is a predicted model, not a curated record. Lineage: Eukaryota; Metazoa; Arthropoda; Insecta; Diptera; Culicidae. The coding region runs from base 1 to 1497 and encodes 498 amino acids. The transcript has 2 exons.